AUGAUCGAGAAUAGUACGCAACAAGCUCGGCGUAAUGGAAAUGGUGAGGACAGUACUAGUAAGCCUUAUUCGGAGCCGUUUUUCUUAGGCUUUAAUAAUGCUACGCCCGGAUUGGAAGCUGAGCACUCAAGCACAUCGCCUGCCCCCGAGAACUCCGAAACACAUAAUAGGAAAAGAAACAGAAUAUCAUUUGUGUGUCAGGCUUGUAGAAAGUCAAAAACGAAGUGUGAUAGAGAAAAACCUGAAUGUGGUCGAUGCAUCAAGCAUGGGCUGAAAUGUGUUUAUGAUGUAUCGAAGCAACCGGCACCCCGAAUCCCCAGUAAAGAUGCCAUUAUAUCGAGGCUGGAAAAGGAUAUGCAUUACUGGAAAGAUAAGGCGAUGAAGCUGUUAACGGAAAGAGAGAUGAGUGAGUCGGGCAAGAGAUCGGCAAGUCCGACCCAUACGAACGCGGGGAGUCCUGGCACCAAGAAACUACACAAAAUGGAAAACCUAUACGAACCAGACGUUGAAGAGGACUCAAACACUGAUGAGAGUGAUAUCGAAAUCAACCUGUACAGGAGUCAUCCUACCAUGAUUAUGAGCAAGGUUAUGAAAAGAGAAGUUAAGCCUUUAUCCGAAAACUACAUCAUAAUACAGGACUGUUUUCUAAAAAUGUUGGUCACUUCAGUGUUCCUUGACACUUCAAAGAACACGAUGAUACCGGCACUGACGGCAAAUGCGAACAUCACGAGAGCUCAACCUAGUGUAGCAAAUAAUCUUUUGAAAUUGAAGGAAAUGCUUAUCAGACAAUGCCAAACGGAUGAUGAAAAGAACCGUGUUAAUGAAUUUACUGAUAGGAUAUUACAGAACACAAAUUCCAAUAGAAACCUGAAAAUCGGUAUGCUGCUAUCCAUGUUGUAUAACUCCGUUGGUCACCAGUAUCUGGAAGAUCAUUGCCCUCAAGGUGGCGAAUAUUCGGAUUUGUUGAAAAGUUUGAUUACUGAAUGUGAAGCCAUUCUGCCAUCCUAUGAAAUCAUCGAAUGCUACAAGAACCAUUUCUACGAAUACGUUUAUCCAAGUUUGCCGUUCGUUGAGCUGGAGAUUUUCGAAGAAUCUCUAAGUCAAACAAUUUUCCCCGAUGGAAAUGACCCUUCCAGGGUGAAAAUACGUAUGGGUAGUACACAUUUGAGAUCCAAAGUGGAAAACUUGAGUAUAUUGCUGGUCAUCCUAAAAUUAUCAUACAUGUCAAUAAGGUUUUCAGAUCAUAAAACCGCGGAUUCAAGUUUUUAUUUAUCAAAGGAAAUAAUCGACAAAUACCCAAUACCGAAUGACUUUAUUCUAUUAAGUCAAAGGUGUUUGGCGUCGGAAAACUGGUGCGCAUGUGCCAAUGAAAAUAUCAUAUCAUGUUUACUAUACAUUUGGUCAUUUUUCGCCUUUUCGCCUGAAGAGGGCGAUUUUUUUCUUGAACAUCCUACUGAUGUUAUCAGUAGUUUAAUAAUGAUGCUUUCUACCUCAAUAGGCCUUCAUAGAGAUCCUUCUGAUUUUCCCCAAUUGAUUUCACCAUCAACGUCAGACAAAAGAACAUUGAACCAUAGAAGAAUACUGUGGUUGAGUAUCGUCACAGUUUGCUCGUUUGAAGCUAGCCUCAAGGGCAGACAUUCAGUCUCACCAAUUUCAUUAAUGGCAUUAUUUUUGAAUAUUAAAGAUCCUGAUUCUUUGACAGUGUAUAUGAACAGAGUCAAAAGUGAUCUAAGCGAUCUCGAUAAUGAUAAACUGCUGAGAGUUCAUGAGUUUACAUUUAAGAGAGCCCAAAUGGCGUUGCUACUGUCAGAUUUGGAUAAUUUAACAAUGACUUACUAUGGAAGCUUUCAUUUGCAUUCAAUUGAAUUUAUAAGGGAAAAAAUUGAAAUUUUUGUGGAGGAGAACUUCCCCAUAGUGCCACUAAAAAGUGUUGCACAAGAUGAAUCAGAACUUGACGAUGCUGACGUGAUUUCAGAAAUGAACUUGUUGUCUUCAGAGAAUUCUUCUUCAUUUCACAGUCGGAUAAUGAAUAAAUUACUGAUGCUCAGAACCUCGAUGGCUAUAUUUUUACAUUUUGAAUCAUUAAUCACUAAAGAUAAGAAAAUCUUUCCAUUCUAUAAGAGGUACUUCAUGGUUAGUUGUAUGGAUGCUCUAUCACUAAUCAAUUAUUUCAAUAAGUUUUUCAAUGGAGAAUAUCGCCAUGCAAUCUCCUCCCUAACCAGUUUCAAUGUUACGAAGUUCAUUCAGUUGGCACUAUCCAGCACAAUUUUUAGCCUAUUGGGGAUCAUUCUAAGAAUAGGUUUAGCUAUCUAUAUGAUAUAUUCUGAAAUACAAAAGCUAUCAGAAACAACAGACCCAAAAAUAAAGAAAUUAAACGCCAAAGUUGAAAAAUUCAGUUCGCUACAGAGAGAUCUUGAGUCUGUUUUAGAAGGUAUAUAUUGCUCUGCUUCGGAACAUUUAAGAUUCACGUACUUCCCCGUUUUCAAGAUGUUAGCGUUAUUUGAUGUCAUUGUUCAGAGAAUGAGAAAGGGUGAAUUAUGGCAUGGUAUAUUUGCGAUGAUCCAAAUGGAGCAAUUGCAUUCAAGAAUAAUCAAGACACUGAGCAUUACCUUGGGUGUCAAACUAGACAAGAAGGAUCGACUGUUGGAGGAAUUGAUGGCAGGAAACCAUGUUGCGAAUUUCGAUAUAGAAGACAUAGAUGAGAUGAAUCAAAGUAUCAAGAAAGAAAUUCAAAUUUCUUCAGGGUUGAAGCCGCCUGUAAAUACUAUUGACAUAAUCAACGGUGAAUCGUUUGGAAAUCCCAUCAUUCCUCAGACAUGGAGUUCGUCUUUGGAUAAUUUAGAAAAAUUAUCAUCAGCUGCCCCAGUUAAUCAAAAUAUGGACUAUCAUACCGGUUUACAGCAAGGUCCCUUACCAGAUGGUUCAAAGGAACAAACGCCAAUGACCGGGAUAAAUAGCCUUAAUAAUUCAAUCAAUGCUACACCAAUGGUCGAUAAUUCAUCUGGAUCACAACUUCCGAAUGGAUUUGAUAGAGGUCAAGCAAAUAACACCCCUUUUCCAGGAUAUUUUGGCGGUUUGGAUUUAUUCGAUUAUGACUUUUUAUUUGGUAAUGAUUUCGCUUGA
Saccharomyces kudriavzevii IFO 1802 is the source of this 3123-nucleotide messenger RNA. It is a transcript of the gene OAF1, whose product is annotated as oleate-activated transcription factor OAF1. Lineage: Eukaryota; Fungi; Ascomycota; Saccharomycetes; Saccharomycetales; Saccharomycetaceae. The record is from RefSeq and is a predicted model, not a curated record. Gene Ontology annotation, molecular function: zinc ion binding; DNA-binding transcription factor activity, RNA polymerase II-specific. Gene Ontology annotation, cellular component: nucleus. Gene Ontology annotation, biological process: positive regulation of transcription by RNA polymerase II. The transcript has a single exon. The coding region runs from base 1 to 3123 and encodes 1040 amino acids.